Messenger RNA from Pogona vitticeps (central bearded dragon), 2095 nucleotides. Its product is annotated as rho-related GTP-binding protein RhoG-like. The record is from RefSeq and is a predicted model, not a curated record. Gene Ontology annotation, molecular function: GTPase activity; GTP binding. Gene Ontology annotation, biological process: small GTPase-mediated signal transduction. NCBI's taxonomy places the organism in Eukaryota, Metazoa, Chordata, Lepidosauria, Squamata, Agamidae.
UCAUCUUCGCUUCCUUUUCUCAGACUUUGAAGCUGCUCCCCACGCCCAGAGCCUCGCUCCUGCUUCCGACAAACAGCAGAUUUGUGACCCGUCGGUUGAUCGUCGCUCUUCUGUACCACCCAGCCAGAGUGGUUUUUCUGUUUAUUGAAACUGCAUCGAGGAAACGUUAUCUCCCCCUCCUGCUUGGUGGACGCCAAGAUGCAGAGCAUCAAGUGUGUGGUGGUGGGCGACGGGGCGGUGGGCAAGACCUGCCUCCUGAUCUCCUACACCACCAACGCCUUUCCGACUGAGCACAUCCCCACCGUCUUCGACAACUACAGCGCCCAGAACACGGUGGAUGGCAGGACUGUGAAUCUGAAUUUAUGGGACACUGCGGGGCAGGAGGAGUAUGACCGCCUGCGGACGCUCUCAUACCCCCAGACCAACGUCUUCAUCAUCUGCUUCUCCAUCACCAGCCCAUGCUCUUAUGAGAAUGUGAAACACAAGUGGUACCCAGAAAUCUGCCACCACUGCCCGGAUGUGCCCAUCCUCUUGGUGGGCACCAAGAAGGACCUAAGAAACAACCCAGAGGCCCUGAAGAAGCUCAAGGAGCAGAACCAGCAGCCUGUGACAACCCAGCAAGGCGUUGCCCUCUCCAAACAGAUCCACGCGGUCAAAUACAUGGAGUGCUCGGCCCUAAACCAGGAGGGGAUCAAGGACGUCUUCACAGAGGCCGUCCGAGCUGUCCUCAACCCGGCCCCGGCCAAACCCAAAAAGCCCUGCUUCCUGCUGUGAAUGGAGGCCCCCCACUUUCCACUGUCCAAUGGGGAGCCCUUGGAUGGGUCAGCUGCAGAAGGCCUCCGGAGAGAGUGGGAGACCUGUCUGCUCCAUCCUCUGGCCCUGAUCCCCCCCCCUGCUGUAUUUUUCCUGCCUAGGCUUUGCUGUCCUCCUUCUGAGGAAGAGCCACUUCCUUGGGAUCACCCAGCAAAGGUGGCGAGGAAGGAAAGUCCCCUUUGGGCAUGAACAGAAGCCCCCCCCUGCUCUGAGAGAGCCCGUCUUUGCUCAGGCAAAGCCUUUCCGUGGGCUUCUCCCAACCUCAUCAUGUCCGGCCGGUCCCUCAAGACAGAAGGGCUCUGAGGAGGGGCAAGGGGAAAGGGACACCUGGAGGGAGUGAGGAAAAGAGGACCCAAGCCAUGCAUCUCUUCCCAAGCACAUGGCCUGUUCUGUCCUUCCAGGGGUUUCUCCAGCCCCAGGAGGCACCAGCUGUUUCCAACCCCCGGGGCUGGUGUUGACCCUCAGGGCAGAUGCUCUGCUUCCUCCCUUUUCCAGAGGACGUUCUCUCCCUGAGAACAAGGAGCCACUUCCCCGGCUAUGGCCACCUCGACUGCCAGCACCCUUCCCUGCACUUGCAUGAGGUGUGUGUGCAUGGAGGGGGAAAUCUUCCAAGACUGGUAGAAACGGACUCCCAAAGGUCCAGCCUUUUGUCGAGGAUGUUUGGGGUUCCGUGUGUGCUUCAUAGUUGAAGGAGAGUGGGAGGAAACCAUCUCUGUUCUGUGGACUUUGCUUCCUUUUCCCUCAUCCACUGAAAUUUCAAUGCCAGCCUCCUUCGGUUUCUGAGGGUCGAACCAGAUGAAGGAGCACCUUAUUCAAAGGAGACCUCCUUUAAGCAGCAAAAGACACCUGUUCCAGCGUGAGCUUCCCUCAUCUCUCCAUGCUGCAGAUCAGAGUCUUUUUCUGUUUUGUGAGGGAAACGGGAACAACCUUUGCAAACCUGAUUGCUUAGGCGUGGAGCUUUGAAGGAAGUACAUCUUUGGAGGGACAAGGCGUUCUCGGGUUCUCAUGGCCCAGUCUAGUUGGUGCCUGAGACCGGACUGAGCGCUGCGACUCCUUUGCGAGCCUUCGCUUCAAAGCCCUAGGGCCGAGGAAGCUGCCUGAAGGUGCGAAGGCCCAGAUUCUCAGGUCUUGAGCACUUGGGCAGGUAUCAAACCCUCUGCUUCAGACAACCGCGUCUCAGGGCAUCCCCCCGACCUCUCUUUCCCCUGGUUCUGGGUCUGUAACUCAUGCUGUGCGGAAGCCUUGUCGGCAUCAUAAGAAUAAAGAUUCAGUCCGACCCCCA